GCUUGGAUAGCCAGGUGCACGGCAUGGGCAUGUUGAAUCAUCCACAUCAGCCGCCCUCGGUGCUCACUCGACGUCGGCCGGAGGAAACGCACAACGGCAGCGAGCGGCGCGCGUUAUAUCGUGCACAUCAGCCUACAAUAAUGAAGAAGAGGUCGGCGGACACGCGAAAGCUGCCCGUGUAUUCCUGGACUGAAUAUCCACGAUACACUUUGGGAUCGAGCUACCCCCGGGAGGCGCUGGAGAUGCUUGCCGAUGCCGCCGCUUCGGCUCGGGGGAUGCCGCGAUCGAGUGUCCCUGCCGAGUGGGCAGGCGGUGCCAUGCUCGACCUGCACCACUUCACCACCUCUGCCGACGGACGACUGUUGCUGCCGCCAUUGCCACCGCUGAUGCCGCCGCCGCCGCCACCGAUGAUGCCGCCGCCGCCGCCGCCGUUGGUUGCCGUCGAGAGGGGUGGACACGCACCGAUGAAGGUGGAGACAGCGGACUUGGCGCCGCCACGCCACCACUUCAGAGCCCCGCCGUGCGCAGAAUUUACAUCUGAUACACCCCCCAGCAAGACAUCACCUGCGCCCCCGUCGAUAUCUCCAGGAUGAAGAUGCAUGCACCAACAUGGCCAUUCAUCGGGAGCACUCGCAUGUUUGACUGGCUGUAGUGCCCCUGUAUAAUCAACAACAUACAUGUAUCGUGUGAAUAAUGUAACGCACACCACCUUGCAGUGAACGACCUGCAUACCUGAGCAAACGAUGGACCACCACCGCGAAGGAAAAUAUCCAUCGCUGGCCAUGACCAUGAGAGAGGGAGGAAGAAUCGCUCAAUCAGGUAUGGUAUGGUAUGGUAUGGUAUACCCGAGGGCCACGAGGGUUGCGUACCUGUACAGCCUGGCAGGCAGAGCUACACAAAGCUGGGAGCGCUAGAAAGAACGAUGCGUCUCAUGCUACCUGCAUAAAUGUACGCUCCCUAGACAAAUAGAAAAGGGCCCUUUCAGAACAACAACUUGAAAGAAAUUGGUCAGCACGAAAUGACCUCCCACUGACGAGCUGACCUCACAUCUACUACUCCCAUGCGCGAAUCGAGUCCGACACCGACCACAACCUCUCCAUGCACACGUCCAUGGGUGACAAGCAUUGUCGUGCUGUCGAGGCUCAGCUUACGGGAAGAGGUGACACAGCAAGGAUGAGAAAACGACAAAAUCAACAAUCUGGCGAGGGGAGGAAGAGAUGAGAGGUCUCCCAAUCGUUACACAUGAUAGUAUGCUGCCAGAAGCUAGCUCAGAUUGAUGAGUCGCGCAAGAGAUGCUAGAUGGUCAUGCUGAAUACGAACAAAGAUCUGCUCGAAAUAUCUCACCGUCCAAGUGAUCGCCCUCCCAGACGACGACAACACCAACAUCGCCGGUGUCUUUGAAGAAGAAGAAGAAGAAGCCACACUCAAAACCGAAGGUGUAGGAGACAACGGCCGAGCAACAGUAGUAAGUAGUAGUAUCCCCAAUCGACGAUCGAGACAAUCUCCGUCCUCACCUUCUCGC
This is a messenger RNA of Sphaerulina musiva SO2202, 1522 nucleotides long. RefSeq lists its product as uncharacterized. NCBI's taxonomy places the organism in Eukaryota, Fungi, Ascomycota, Dothideomycetes, Mycosphaerellales, Mycosphaerellaceae. The coding region runs from base 24 to 593 and encodes 189 amino acids. The transcript has a single exon. The record is from RefSeq and is a predicted model, not a curated record.